Molecule: messenger RNA, 556 nt
Organism: Didymodactylos carnosus
Lineage: Eukaryota; Metazoa; Rotifera; Eurotatoria; Philodinida; Philodinidae
Source: the annotation of a GenBank genome assembly
AUGCGCGGUAGUACAAUUAAUUCAAACGUGCUGACGUCAUGUAUUGGACUACAACAAGCAAUUACGACAAAUCGUGAUGAAUACCGACCUAAUUCAUAUACGGGCAAAAAUUUCUAUGAGGACGACAAUUAUCGAUCUUGUCUCGAUUUGCUGGAUGGCGGCUAUGAAAUAUCUCAAGAUCUGAUUGAGAUGAUGGAUAGUUACUGCGAAAUAUAUCGUCAGUUUUCUCGUAGUUUAAUGUCAUUCAGUGAAAAUUGGUGUAAACGUAUUCAGCGGCAGAAUACGCUAUGUUCUUAUCAUACGACAAAACAAGCUCAAUUGGAAACUAUUAAAACGGCAAAAAAAAUAGCCGUGAUCGAACAAAAGCGUAUUGGUAACAUUCAAAAAGUGGUCGAAAAAUAUAGAAAAAUUGUCGAUAACACAUACAUAACCACUCGUUUCUCGUCUCAUCAACAUCGUCGAACAAAAGAAUUCAAGAAACAAUUUAAAGCAGCUUAUUCAAUAUUGAAUGACUGCAAAUCAAAAUUAGACAACCUAAAACAAGAACAGAAAAAAG